CCUUUUACUCAUCAAAAACCCACACAACACCACUUUCAGCUCUGUCCGCCCGUUUUCUUUCUCUUUUUCUGUCUCUAAAUUCCCAAGGAACCGUUACCAAACACCAAUGGAGGCUCCGGAGAUCUUCUUUGGCGGCUAUUUUUCAGCCCCAGGAAACAAGGAUUUCUCGCCGGAAAAUUGUUUCUCCGAUCACAAACCGUUUGGUAAUAACCAAUUCACCAUUGACGACCUGCUCGACUUCUCCAAAGACGAUCAAGUUAUUAUGAACGAUGCUUUCUUCGACAAUCUUCCCCGGAAUUCUGCUGAUUCUUCGACCGUCAUGGUCGUUGAUGGCUGCAAUGCGUCGGUUUCCGGCAACGAAUCUCAGUUCUCCGGCAAUUUUGUUCGCCGGAGUUUUACUGAUGCUCAAUUCUCUGGCGAACUCUGCGUUCCGUACGACGACGUGGCUGAGCUGGAAUGGCUCUCGAACUUCGUGGACGACUCAUUCUCUACCGACAACUUACAAAACCUCCAACAAAUCUCCACCACCGCAAAACCUCCCACCGACACCUCAUCAUCCGAAACGCCACGGGACUUUCGGCCCAAGACAUCCACAAACCGACACAACCCGCCGAUAUUCACUCCCGACGUGUCAGUCCCAGGCAAACCCCGAAGCAAACGCUCACGCGCCGCCCCUUGCGACUGGUCCUCCCGCCUUCUCAUCCUCUCACCCACCUCCGAGCCAAAUGAAACGACGCCGUCGAAGAAGAGGUACACCGCCGAGACUUCAGGCCGAAAAUGCCUGCAUUGCGCCUCCGAGAAGACUCCGCAGUGGCGGGCCGGACCUAUGGGUCCGAAAACGCUGUGUAAUGCGUGUGGGGUCCGGUACAAUUCUGGCCGGUUGGUACCCGAGUACCGACCCGCUGCGAGUCCGACCUUUGUAUCGACGAAACACUCCAACUCGCAUAGGAAGGUUGUCGAACUCAGGAGACAGAAGGAGCAACAGCUGCUCAGUCAAAGCUCAGGUUUUGGCGUAUCCAACGGUCAAGAAUACUUGAUUCAUCAUCAAAGUGGCCUUGAUUACAGGCAUAUGUUGGAGUAUUAGGGUGGAACUUUUGAGUUUUGAUAUUCGAAUUUCUAGGGGAGUUGAAAUUGUUUACUAAUUUCCAAGAUUUAUUUUAUUUUAUUUUAUGUAAUUUGAGUCUUUAAGAGAACUGAAAAAAAGGAAUGGAGGGAGAAAGUGGUCAAUUGGUAGUAGCCGGUCUAAUGUUCUCUAAUUUUUCUUUUGUUAUCAAUUGGCAUUUUUGCCAAAUUUGGCAAAUUGAGAAUCAAAUUUUAGUUCAUAAAUUUAUUUAUUUGUAAAA
Molecule: messenger RNA, 1343 nt
Organism: Camellia sinensis
Lineage: Eukaryota; Viridiplantae; Streptophyta; Magnoliopsida; Ericales; Theaceae
Product: GATA transcription factor 4
Biological process (GO): positive regulation of DNA-templated transcription; cell differentiation
Cellular component (GO): nucleus
Molecular function (GO): zinc ion binding; sequence-specific DNA binding
Source: RefSeq, a predicted model, not a curated record